GUAUACAUAUACGCACAAAGUAGAGUGUGUUCCAAUAGAUUUCCAAGAAUUUGAGAAACCCAGCAAAACUCAGUUUUCCAGAGUGAGAGUUCUACACUCCUCUCUUCCAUUAUUCUUCCACUCCAGCCAUGUCUCUGGUUCAAGGCAAAUGGAUCAAGCUUGAUCAAAAGGGGACUGGUCCUGGUGCUAGAAGCUCACAUGCCAUUACCCUAGUAGGACAGAAGGCCUAUGUUUUCGGAGGCGAAUUCACGUCACGUGUCCCGGUAGACAACAAGCUCCAUGUGUUCGAUGUCAAGGAGCAGACAUGGUAUGUGACUGAAGGAACCGGGGAUGUCCCACUGCCACGUGUUGGUGUGACAUUGGUAGCUGUUGGAGAAAUUAUUUAUGUAUUUGGAGGUAGGGAACAUAAUGAGCUCAAUGAGCUCUAUUCCUUUGACACAUCCACACACAAGUGGACUCUAAUUUCAAGUGGGGACACCGGGCCCCCUCACCGGAGUUACCACUCAGUCACCUCCGAUGACCACCACAUAUACAUCUUCGGCGGAUGUGGUGUUGCCGGCCGCCUCAAUGAUCUAUGGGCCUACAAUGUCGUUGAUCAAAAGUGGAUCCAAUACCCAAAUCCGGGUGACAACUUGAAGGGGAGGGGUGGGGCGGGCCUGCUAGAGGUCCAAGGAAAAAUAUGGGUUGUGUAUGGCUUCGCUGGAGAGGAAGUGGAUGAUGUACAUAUCUUUGAUCCAGCCCAUGGUGAGUGGGCCCAAGUUGAGACAAAUGGCGAGAAACCAACGGCUCGGAGUGUAUUUUCUACCGUAGCAAUCGGUAAAUACAUAAUCAUAUACGGUGGUGAAGUGGACCCUAGUGACUUGGGCCACUUGGGUGCUGGGAAAUUUGUUGCGGAGGUUUAUGCACUGGACACAGAAACAUUGUUGUGGAAGAAGUGGGAUGAUGGCCUGGGCUCAAGCCAUCAUCCCGGCCCUCGCGGGUGGUGUGCGUUUGCCCGCGGGCAAUGGGAGGGGAAAGAGGGCCUUUUGGUGUAUGGUGGGAAUUCACCAACUAAUGAUCGACUUGGUGAUAUUCAUUUCUUCACUCCUUACUUGGAAAAUGGUAAGUGAUUGGAUUAGACAUGUGAUGUAUGAAAGUGAUGGUGAUAGUGUCAUGUGCUGGAAAUAUGGAAUUAUGGGUUGUGUUUAAGUAAGUUUGUAAUAAGAUCUAGACAUGACAUUGUGUUUGUGGGAAUGAGGUUGUAUUUGGUUUUUAAUUUUCUCUUUGGUAGUGUGGUUUGUUUUUCUUUGAUGUAAUAUAGAUCUGUAGAGAAUCUCGUACGAAUGAGUAAAUAAUUACUUAA
Pyrus x bretschneideri (Chinese white pear) is the source of this 1342-nucleotide messenger RNA. RefSeq names its product nitrile-specifier protein 5. Gene Ontology annotation, molecular function: enzyme regulator activity; protein binding. The record is from RefSeq and is a predicted model, not a curated record. Lineage: Eukaryota; Viridiplantae; Streptophyta; Magnoliopsida; Rosales; Rosaceae. Gene Ontology annotation, cellular component: nucleus; cytosol. Gene Ontology annotation, biological process: nitrile biosynthetic process.